AUGAAAGUUCUCGAUUCUCACACUGUACUUGGUUUACUUCCAAAUGAUAUGCGGGACCUAUCUAAGCAAUGCGAAGAUCAUAUGAUGAAUGCUCAGCUCUUUUAUACGAGCACGGACCAGCUCUCCUGCAGUAUUUUGACGUCAUCCAAUCGCUUUGUAUCGUAUGGUCGAUGGCUCAGUGCACUGUCUGUGACUUCGGCAGCCGUGUGUGGUCUCACUUACUACUAUCAAUACGCUCACCUGUACCGUGUCUGGCGGAUUCGGAAUCCCAGGGCAGUGUUUCGAUACCAUGUUGCGAGCUGGAUAAGCGGUGGUGUCUUUGUAUCGACGAUUUUGUUUAUGGCCAGCCCACUUGGGCCGAUGCAGUCGCGUUGGAUGCAACUAGAGCAAUCGAAGACGUUAGAUGCACUUGCAGUGAAGGCUCUCGAGUUUCAGCAAGCUUUCGCUACACUUCGGGCUUGGUACCUCUACCGCGCGUCUUGUGCGCACGAAUUGUUGCCUUUCGAAGAGGCUAACAAGGUAACAUCAGCGCAACUAAAGGGAUCCUUAUCAAACAAUGACUUCGUGUGGAUGCGCGUUGUAAUUCCAGAGCUAACAAGCACUUUAACCCGACGCGAAGGGCAAGCUAAGAAAUCGUGCGAAAGGGCUAAUGCUGGAAUAAUGAGACGCGCCCCCACCAAUGCAGGUGAUGAUAGCGAAUGCACAGAGAGCGGUCGUACUGGGACAUUUGAUGUGGGAUGUAAUAGUCAAGUAUCAUUGCUGUCGACGGAAGGGCUUCCUCAAGAACUACCUCUUCUUCCUAGUUUGCGGCAAAAUGUGGUGAAAGAACCAGAUACGAGUAGCAUGACUUCCUUCUCUCACCCUUUCGUAAUCAAUGAUAAUGAAAAUAGGGAUGGAAUAUCCGGUCCAUCUCAUUGUCUAGAGAACACUUCAAAAGCGGGAGGCAAUAUCGGCGCCGCAUCAACAUAUUGCGUGAAAAAUCAUGACGCAAGGCGUCAUUUUGAUGCAAAAAGAGUUUACGACGGGACUGAGUCUGAUGAAGAACUUAUGAAAGCGUUUCUAGUAUGCUGCCAAGCAUGGGAAGACUUGCUGAAUGCUCGCAGAUAUCUUUAUCCAGAGAGUGUAUAG
Molecule: messenger RNA, 1128 nt
Organism: Phytomonas sp. EM1
Lineage: Eukaryota; Euglenozoa; Kinetoplastea; Trypanosomatida; Trypanosomatidae
Source: the annotation of a GenBank genome assembly